AUGGCUAAGGCAGAAAAUUACCUGUUCCGCCAGGCACAGCUAGACAUUUAUGCUACCGAAAUAACUGCUCUAACCGCGAGCCGUUCAGAAACGCAAUCAUCGAAACGAACUAUUAGGAACAAUCCGUUGUUUCGCAGUGCAUUCAUCGACGAAAACGGAGUAGCACGUAUCCAAGGAAGAACUAAGGCGUGUGUAUUUGUCAAUCGUGACGCUGUAGAGCCAGUCAUACUUCCGCGACAACAUCAUAUAACACAAUUGAUCAUUGCCGAUGCUCAUGAAAAGUAUCAUCAUCAGAACCACACGAUAAUCAUCAACGAGCUUUUGCAACGCUACCGUAUUCCCCGGAUGAAGGCGACAUACCAUACUGUCCGACGAAAUUGUCAGUACUGUAAGAACCAACUAGCUAAACCGCAACCACCAGCAAUGGCCGAUCUUCCCCGGGCACGAUUAGCCGCAUUUAGUCGCCCAUUCACCUACAUGGGGGUAGACUACUUUGGCCCAAUUCUGGUCUCAGUGGGCCGCCAUUCCGAGAAAAGGCGGGGGGUUCUUGCUACAUGUCUCACCACUCGCGCCAUCCACCUACAAAUUGCUCACACACUGACAACCAGCUCCUGCGUCAUGGCCAUCCGAAACGUUAUGGCUAGGAGAGGCGUUCCAGCUGUUAUAUACAGCGAUCGUGGCACUAAUUUCCAAGCUACCAGUAAGGAACUUCAAACAGCCAUUCAGCAGCUCAAUCAUGACAAACUGGCAAAUGAAUUCACCACCAGUCGUACUCAAUGGAUCUUCAUCCCUCCUCUAUCCCCUCACAUGGGUGGGGCUUGGGAACGGCUUGUUCGCACCGUUAAGCAGAACCUUGCAGUAAUGCAACCUAGCAGACUCCCUACCGACGAAGUUCUUCAAAACGCGAUCACAGAGGUUGAGAAUAUUGUUAAUUCUCGGCCACUUACGGAUAUCCCAAUUGACCAUGAUGAUUCGCCUGUGCUGACACCAAAUCACUUCCUAUUGGGUUCAGCCAAUGGUCUACGAUCAUGGGUUGCAUUUGACGACAGCCCAACGCUACUCAAGAACUGUUAUAUGCAAUCUCAAGUCAUGGCAAAUGUAUUCUGGAAACAGUGGGUGCGUGACUACCUACCAAGCAUUACUCGUCGAUCAAAAUGGUUUAUACCUGCUAAACCUAUCGCCGUUGGUGACAUUGUAUUGAUCGUAGACCCCAAACUGGCUCGGAACUGUUGGCCGAAAGCAAGAGUAAUUGCCACACAUGAAGCACCCGAUGGACAGGUUCGUCGAGCCACGGUUCAAACAUCAACUGGAGGUAUAUAUGAACGUUCAACAAUAUGGUAG
This is a messenger RNA of Armigeres subalbatus, 1341 nucleotides long. RefSeq lists its product as uncharacterized. The record is from RefSeq and is a predicted model, not a curated record. Gene Ontology annotation, molecular function: nucleic acid binding. The coding region runs from base 1 to 1341 and encodes 446 amino acids. NCBI's taxonomy places the organism in Eukaryota, Metazoa, Arthropoda, Insecta, Diptera, Culicidae. Gene Ontology annotation, biological process: DNA integration. The transcript has a single exon.